Messenger RNA from Microcebus murinus (gray mouse lemur), 6173 nucleotides. Lineage: Eukaryota; Metazoa; Chordata; Mammalia; Primates; Cheirogaleidae. The record is from RefSeq and is a predicted model, not a curated record.
AGCUGGUUAAUUUUUCUGAGUAUGAUACUGAAAAUUGUUGGGUUUUCCUCACUAGUAUCAUAUUGUUUAUGAUUUUCCAUCUUGAGCCUUAUGCUCUCCUUCUCCCAGGAGCCGCUGCCGCCUCCAAUUUUCCUCAACCACGCCGGGGCUCACUGCAACCGUUGUACAACCCGACUGGACACAGCCAUCUUUCUGCGGGCCUGUUGAUAAGUGCUAGAAGAGUCAUAAUCCAAGUGUUGGGGCUUCAUGGGUGUGUGGGGGAGACCAGAUUUGCUUGUAAAUGCAUCACGAAGAGGCAGCCCAGAAUGAAGAAAGCAAGCAGGAGUGCUGGCUCAGUGCCUAGAGUGUCUGGGAUAAGUAAAACACAAACAGUAGAAAAAAUUAAACCUGAAAACAGUUCUUCAGCAUCUACAGGAGGCAAACUUGUAAAACCUGGAACAGCAGCAUCAUUGUCAAAGACCAAGAGCAGUGAUGACCUUUUGGCUGGAAUGGCUGGAGGGGUGACGGUGACUAAUGGUGUCAAAGGAAAGAAAAGCACCUGCCCACCUGCAGCACCUUCAGCAUCUGCCCCUGCCAUGACCACCGUGGAGAACAAAUCCAAGAUUAACACAGGCACAAGUUCAUCAACCAAGCGGAGCACUUCUGCAGGUAAUAAAGACUCCAGUUCUACUAGAGAACGAUUACGUGAACGUACCCGACUAAACCAGAGCAAAAAACUGCCUUCUGCAGGUCAGGGAGCUAAUGACGUGGCAUUGGCUAAACGUUCCCGCAGUCGCACUGCUACGGAGUGUGAUGUUCGGAUGAGCAAGUCGAAAUCGGACAAUCAGAUCAGUGACAAAGCUGCUUUGGAAGCCAAGGUGAAGGAUCUUCUCACACUGGCAAAAACCAAGGACGUGGAAAUUUUACAUUUGCGAAAUGAACUCCGAGACAUGCGUGCGCAGCUGGGCAUCAGUGAGGGUCACUGUGAGGGUGACGAGAAGCCUGAGAAGGAAACCAUUAUUGCUCACCAGCCCACUGAUGUUGAGUCCACCUUGUUGCAGCUGCAGGAGCAGAAUACUGCCAUCCGUGAAGAGCUCAACCAGCUGAAAAAUGAAAACAGAAUGUUAAAGGACAGGUUGAAUGCAUUGGGCUUUUCCCUAGAGCAGAGGUUAGACAACUCUGAAAAACUGUUUGGCUAUCAGUCCCUGAGCCCAGAAAUCGCCCCUGGUAACCAGAGCGACGGGGGAGGAACUCUGACCUCCUCAGUGGAAGGCUCUGCCCCCGGCUCAGUGGAGGAUCUCUUGAGUCAGGAUGAAAACACGCUUAUGGACCAUCAGCACAGUAACUCUAUGGACAAUUUAGACAGCGAGUGCAGUGAGGUUUACCAGCCCCUCACGUCGAGCGACGACGCGCUGGACGCACCGUCAUCUUCAGAGUCGGAAGGCAUCCCCAGUAUAGAGCGCUCCCGGAAGGGGAGCAGCGGGAACGCGAGCGAGGUGUCCGUUGCUUGCUUGACAGAGCGGAUACACCAGAUGGAGGAGAACCAGCACAGCACCAGUGAGGAACUCCAGGCAACUCUGCAAGAGCUAGCUGACCUACAGCAGAUUACUCAGGAGCUGAAUAGUGAGAACGAGAGGCUUGGAGAAGAGAAGGUUAUUCUCAUGGAGUCUUUGUGUCAGCAAAGCGAUAAGUUGGAACACUUUAGCCGACAGAUUGAGUACUUCCGCUCCCUUCUAGAUGAGCAUCACAUUUCUUAUGUCAUAGAUGAAGAUGUAAAAAGUGGACGCUAUAUGGAGCUAGAACAACGCUACAUGGACCUAGCCGAGAAUGCUCGUUUUGAACGAGAGCAGCUUCUUGGUGUCCAGCAGCAUUUAAGCAAUACUUUGAAAAUGGCAGAACAAGAUAACAAAGAAGCUCAAGAAAUGAUAGGAGCACUCAAAGAACGCAGUCACCAUAUGGAGCGAAUCAUUGAGUCUGAGCAGAAGGGGAAAGCAGCCUUGGCAGCCACGCUGGAGGAGUACAAAGCCACAGUGGCCAGUGACCAGAUAGAGAUGAACCGCCUGAAGGCCCAGCUAGAGAACGAGAAGCAGAAAGUGGCGGAGUUGUAUUCUAUCCACAACUCUGGAGACAAAUCUGAUAUUCAGGAUCUCCUGGAGAGUGUCAGGCUGGACAAAGAAAAAGCAGAGACUUUGGCUAGUAGCCUGCAGGAAGAUCUGGCUCAUACCCGAAAUGAUGCCAAUCGAUUGCAGGACACCAUUGCUAAGGUAGAAGAUGAAUACCGAGCCUUCCAAGAAGAAGCUAAGAAACAAAUUGAAGAUUUGAAUAUGACAUUAGAGAAAUUAAGAUCAGAGCUGGAAGAAAAAGAGACAGAAAGGAGUGACAUGAAAGAAACCAUCUUUGAACUUGAAGAUGAAGUAGAACAACAUCGAGCUGUGAAACUUCAUGACAACCUCAUCAUUUCUGAUUUAGAGAAUACAGUUAAAAAACUCCAGGACCAAAAACAUGACAUGGAAAGAGAAAUCAAGACACUACAUCGGAGACUUCGGGAAGAAUCUGCGGAAUGGCGGCAGUUUCAAGCUGAUCUCCAGACUGCAGUAGUCAUUGCAAAUGACAUUAAAUCUGAAGCACAAGAGGAGAUUGGCGAUCUGAAGCGCCGGUUACAUGAAGCUCAAGAAAAAAAUGAGAAACUCACAAAAGAAUUGGAGGAAAUAAAGUCACGCAAGCAAGAAGAGGAGCGAGGCCGGGUAUACAAUUACAUGAAUGCUGUUGAGAGAGAUCUGGCAGCCUUAAGGCAAGGAAUGGGACUGAGCAGAAGGUCCUCAACUUCCUCAGAGCCAACUCCCACUGUCAAAACCCUUAUCAAGUCCUUCGACAGUGCAUCUCAAGUACCAAGUCCUGCUGCAGCUACAAUUCCUCGAACACCUCUGAGUCCAAGUCCUAUGAAAACCCCUCCUGCAGCAGCUGUGUCCCCCAUGCAGAGACAUUCAUUAAGUGGACCAAUCUCAACAUCCAAACCCCUGACAGCCCUGUCAGAUAAGAGACCAAACUAUGGGGAAAUCCCUGUUCAAGAACAUCUGUUACGAACAUCUUCAACCAGCCGACCUGCUUCCCUGCCGAGAGUACCUGCCAUGGAAAGUGCCAAGACCAUCUCAGUAUCUCGACGAAGUAGUGAAGAAAUGAAGCGGGACAUCUCUGCACCGGAGGGCGCAUCUCCGGCCUCUCUCAUGGCUAUGGGAACCACGUCGCCGCAGCUUUCCCUGUCCUCUUCUCCCACAGUGUCCGUGACCCCCACCACCCGAAGCCGGAUAAGGGAAGAAAGAAAGGACCCUCUCUCAGCAUUGGCAAGAGAAUAUGGAGGAUCAAAGAGGAAUGCCUUGCUGAAGUGGUGUCAGAAGAAGACAGAAGGCUAUCAGAACAUUGACAUCACCAACUUCAGCAGCAGCUGGAACGACGGGCUGGCCUUCUGUGCCCUCUUGCACACGUAUCUGCCAGCCCACAUUCCAUAUCAGGAGCUGAACAGCCAAGAUAAGAGGAGGAACUUCACUCUGGCUUUCCAGGCGGCUGAAAGUGUUGGCAUCAAAUCCACACUGGACAUUAAUGAAAUGGUACGGACUGAACGGCCCGACUGGCAAAACGUGAUGCUGUACGUGACAGCGAUCUACAAGUACUUUGAAACCUGAGCGCACGUAGGAGCUGCCCGGCCGCUGGGGGACCCUGCACAGACACCGAGCAACACCGACGCCACUAGCCACGCACCCCACACAGCUUCCCGCGACUCUGGCUGCCCCAGCGUGUGAGCCUCCAGCCUGGGGCCUCCGCUUCGGGAGAACUCGGCCAUGUGGCCUGAGCUCGGGCCAGGGCUCCUCCCACGUGACCUUCCGCUCAGGCUGUGUGCGCUCAGCUCGCCACGCAGGCCGGCUGGCUGCUGGAGCUCCUUCUGAAGCGAGCACUGCCCGGUAUCAGUGCCUGGGGUGCACGAAAGGCUCCUGCAGAACUCGGGAGAAGGGAUUAAAUUGUGUGGGAAACUGACAGCCUUGCUGAAAGCUCUGGCCACGGCGCUGCUCAGCCGUCGGCUGGUGUAGGUUCCAUCGCCGGUGAGGACCAAGGAAGAAAGCCAGUGCCCAGCAGAGGCUGCUGUUUCCCAGCGCUCGUGGCCCUUUACUGGGGCCUGGUUUCGAGGAGCACACACCAGAGAAGUGGAUUGGCCACCCCUCCCACGUGACAGGGCCGUCCUGGCCAGUGCGAUUGAGGCGUUGUCAGCUGGGGCUAAGAGCAUCCAGACAGCACCGCGCAGGCGUUCUGGCGCUCGGGGCUUCCUGCUGCCGAGUUCCCGCGGCUGGGCUGCUCGCGGCAGGACGCGGUUGCAGAGUCCCCUCUGGUGCUCUGCGACCUGCCCUCCAGCCGGGAAGCGGUUGGAGCCCCAGCUCUAGCUUUAGGCUUCUGGACAAAAGAAUUGGUCAUAAGGAAUUCUCCUAGUUAAAAUUUUUGUUUUGUUAUGCACGAUAUUGGGGAAAAAUAGCUGCUGUUCUGUUAGUACCAAAGUUAAAUUGUUUUAUAAGCAUAGAAAUGCAAAAUCUGGACAUUAGUAUGGCAAGAGCAAGAAAUGAAGUAGGGAGUAGCAGGAGAAAAAAGUAAACAACUUUAGGGAGCCCAGACAGCGUUACUUCCGAGUCACUGAGACACGAUCCCCUUAGGCAAGAGUUUAAGAAAGUGCCUUAACUCUCCUUGUAGGGUGGCCGGCUGCCCUCCACGGCCAGGGCAGGGUGGCGUCAGGGUACUGCCCUCCCAGCUUCUAGGUCCACGCUGUUUGAACCAAAGCCUUAUGUAGAGGCGGUCUGUUGACACAACAUUCAGGCUGGCACUUAACAGCCCUUUUUGGGAACAGGGAGCCUCUGUCUCAUGUGUGCCUAACACGGUAGCUGCCGGUUUGAACACUGUCAAGACUGACAAUUUCCGGCGCGCAGCUGUGUUUGGCCCUGCAAAGCACCAUGUGGAAGGCUGGCCAGCAGGGAAGCAGGGCGCUGCACCACGGGCUGGGUGAAAGGAAAGGGGCUCCCAGGAGGCCCACCCAGCCCACCGUGGGCUGGGGUCUUCAUUCAAGCAUGAUGUUCUAGACUAGGAGUUUGACACAUCUGUGCAGCCCAGAAAAGAAUGUGGUUGUUACGACGAGGGCUGGGCCCUGGGUGUGGCUGCCGGCACAGCUAGCCAGUAGCUGCCCACAGCCCUGCCCCCAUGUUAACCUGGCAGCUCGGCUGCUGCCCCUGGCCAGAAGUGCUUUGGUGAAAUGCUUGUUUUUGGCUAAAGGAGAGGUCACGCGAGCAAAGUCAGGCUGCAGAGCACCCUGGAAGACCCCGCAGACAACAGCUCCACAGCGUUGGGCCCUGCCCUCCCCAGCCCCGCUCUAUUUUUGUUCCCACCGCUCUGUUGACACCGUGCUGUCGCCACCAGUGCCUGACUGUGUGAGAGUCAUUUUCAGAUGUCUCUCCACUUAGGUGUCCUAAGUUCUCACUUUUGCUCUCAUUUGCCUUCAAGGAGGCCUGUCCACCUGUCUGGACCCAGGGUGUCUGGUCACACUUUUGUUUAUUUAUUAUGUCCUGGGUGGGGGUGUUUUGUCUUUGAAUGAGAGGACUUUCCUGGGUCUGAGUUCACAACGUUGUCUCUUGCCGGCCUUGGGAGCCCAGCCUUGGCAGCUCAUGCAGUGGGGUGAGGGGUCACUGGAAUCUUCUGGAAGAAGGCGGCCACUGCUGAUGGGCUGUAUCUGCAUGGAUGGCAUUUCCUUUCUGGGACUCCCAUGGGUCCAGCAUCAACAUCAGGCCCUGGGGUCAGUGCCGGGGAAGGACAGUGGCACAGGGAGGCCUGGCUGCGCCCGCUGGAGCCGCCCUCCCCAUGGGGGUUUGCAUUGGUCCUCGGGGUGUGCCGGAAGCAUUACUUUCUGUCUUUUCAAAUAGGACCCUCACGACAGUGGGCUUCCGGAGCGACUGUGGCCGGCUGUGUGCCUGGUGCUGUUGGGAGGGGGCUCCUGCUCCUGCUCCAGGCACCGGGCACGGGGCCUCUUCCCCCUUCAAGCACAAGCUUCUCUGCAAAAGGGCCAGUCAUGUUUCUAUUUCUCGAUCGCAGGCUUCUGCUGACUGACCAUACUUUGUAAUUUUGUUCUAGUAAAUAUUAUUGAAUCUAUUAAAAUGGCUAAAACACAA